GGCAGAGCUAGGCCUUAACGAGCACCACCAGAAUGAAGCAAUCAACUACAUGCGCUUUGCUCGUUUCAAACGUGGCCUGUGUCUCAAAACAGUGGAUUCUUGUUUUCAAGACCUUAAGGACAGCAGGCUGGUUGAGGAGACCUUCACAGUCGAUGAGGUGACAGACAUGCUGGAUGGACUGCGGACUGUUGUACACAGCGAAGUGGAGUCAGAGCUCAUAAAUACAACUUACACCAAUGUUUUACUUCUGCGGCAGCUCUUUUCGCAAGCUGAGAAAUGGUACCUUAAGUUACAGACAGACGUCUCUGAAUUGGAGAAUCGAGAAUUGUUGGAACAGGUUGCUGAGUUUGAAAAGUCAGAAUUUACGUCUUCGAACAAGAAGCCCAGUGCAGAUCUCAUUAAACCAAAACUGGCUCCAUUAAAUGAAGGUGGGUCAGAGCUGCUAAACAAGACAGUUGCUUGUCUCCAAGAAGAAAAUGAAAAGUUGAAGACCAGACUCAAGACCAUAGAAACACAGGCUACAGCUGCACUAGAUGAGAAGGCCAAGCUAGAGAAGUCACUGAAGGAUUUACAGAUGAUCCAAGGAGAUCAAAAGACUAAUGGAAACCAGGAUAUCACUGAACUGGAGAAUAAGGUGGCAGCUUUGAAAUCUCAGUUUGAGAAGACUUUGAAUGACUCUACUGCAAACCAAAAAUUCUUGGAAGAGAACUUGGUGACAACGAAACAUGACUUGCUUAAGGUUCAGGAUCAGCUAUCCACAGCUGAAAAGGAAUUGGAGAAGAAAUUCCAGCAAACAGCUGCCUAUCGCAACAUGAAAGAGAUUCUCACUAAGAAGAAUGAACAGAUAAAAGAUCUACGUAAAAGGCUUUCCAAAUAUGAACCAGAGGACUAAAAUACCAAAAAUGUCUGAUCUAUCUGAAGCUGUCAUAGAAAGAGAAUGUAGACUGGUAUUAUUUUUUCAGUAAUAUUUGUUUUGAAUGGUAUAUUUUUUGCUUCUAGUGCUUAAAAUAACUUUUUAUUAAUACUAAUAACACACUGAAACACCUAACUUACUUCCUUGAAAACCUACAAUUUAUAGGUAUUGGUUUCCAUAGACAUGUUUUUAAUUGUAAACCAUCAACAUUCCUUCAGAAAUAGC
Cariama cristata (Red-legged seriema) is the source of this 1138-nucleotide messenger RNA. It is a transcript of the gene LZTFL1, whose product is annotated as leucine zipper transcription factor-like 1. Gene Ontology annotation, biological process: negative regulation of protein localization to cilium. Lineage: Eukaryota; Metazoa; Chordata; Aves; Cariamiformes; Cariamidae. The transcript has 9 exons. The record is from RefSeq and is a predicted model, not a curated record. Bases 50 to 892 code for a protein of 280 amino acids. Gene Ontology annotation, cellular component: cytoplasm.